This is a messenger RNA of Hydatigera taeniaeformis, 483 nucleotides long. NCBI's taxonomy places the organism in Eukaryota, Metazoa, Platyhelminthes, Cestoda, Cyclophyllidea, Taeniidae. The record is from the annotation of a GenBank genome assembly.
AUGCCUUUUUCCGUUUAUGCGCCAGGUCUAUCAGGACUCUACAAUGGCCUCACGCCGACCAUCUUCAAACAAGGCACCAACCAGGCAAUCCGAUUUUUCGUAAUGGAGAGCCUGAAGGAGAAAUACCGCGCUCUACGAGGCGAUAGUAUACCCAAUCAACCGGUGCCAAAAGUCGUCACCGGUCUCUUCGGCAUCAUCGCUGGCGCCGCCUCCGUCUACGGCAACACGCCUCUCGAUGUCGUCAAGACACGUAUGCAGGUUCAUGUCUUUCAGGCUACUAUCUACUGCCCUCUGGUCCCACAUGACCAUCUUGCCGACUCACCGCCUACCAAUCCGGCCUUUCACAGCGCUCCUUUUUCUCCAAUUUUUGGUUACUUAUUAAGCAGUGUCUAUCCUCCGCUUUUAAGAAAAUUAUUUGUGCACUUAGAACAGUACUGUUGGCGUAUGAUUCUCCAAUACCUCCUAAUAAGUUCGAAGGAAUAA